GUACACACGUUACGAACUAGAUGAACGGUUAUCGCCUGUUCAGUUUAGUGAGUCGUUCGAUUGAACUUAUUCCGAACGAUUCGAUACAACGUGUGCAGAAAAAUAUCGCACCGCACUUCCCCCCAAUUAACACACAUUCAGCUCACUCCCGCAGGAAGAAACCACAGCACAAGCCAAGAUGUUCAUUUGGGACUGGUUCACGGGUGUUCUGGGAUACUUAGGUCUAUGGAAAAAGUCCGGCAAACUAUUGUUCCUUGGCUUGGAUAAUGCUGGUAAGACCACAUUAUUGCAUAUGCUCAAAGAUGAUAAGCUGGCGCAGCAUGUGCCAACACUGCAUCCAACAUCCGAGGAGCUGUCCAUAGGGAAUAUGCGUUUCACUACAUUCGAUUUGGGUGGCCAUACUCAAGCGCGUCGUGUAUGGAAGGAUUACUUUCCAGCCGUGGAUGCCAUCGUAUUCUUGAUAGAUGCGUGGGAUCGCGGUCGCUUCCAGGAGAGCAAAAACGAACUGGAUUCGCUGCUCACAGAUGAGGCGCUGUCCAACUGCCCGGUGCUCAUAUUGGGCAACAAAAUUGAUAAGCCUGGCGCGGCCAGCGAGGACGAGCUGAGAAAUGUGUUUGGACUGUAUCAGUUAACGACCGGCAAGGGCAAAGUUGCACGCUCCGAGUUGCCUGGUCGCCCGUUGGAAUUAUUCAUGUGCUCUGUGCUGAAGCGACAGGGCUAUGGCGAGGGUUUCCGUUGGUUAGCGCAGUAUAUUGAUUAAGUCUUGAUUAACAUAAACAAACAAUAACACACUGAAUUCAACAACAACAACAACCACAACCAAUCAAACAACAAAACACAAACAGAGAACUUGGCUAGCAAAACAUCAAUUAAAUUCAGAAUGGACAAAAACCAGAAACAGUAAGCAAUUCGAAGCUGCAAGCGCAAUAUUCAAUUUUUACA
Messenger RNA from Drosophila arizonae, 942 nucleotides. It is a transcript of the gene Sar1, whose product is annotated as Secretion-associated Ras-related 1. Gene Ontology annotation, molecular function: GTPase activity; GTP binding. The record is from RefSeq and is a predicted model, not a curated record. Gene Ontology annotation, biological process: intracellular protein transport. Lineage: Eukaryota; Metazoa; Arthropoda; Insecta; Diptera; Drosophilidae.